Messenger RNA from Lactuca saligna, 1572 nucleotides. The record is from the annotation of a GenBank genome assembly. NCBI's taxonomy places the organism in Eukaryota, Viridiplantae, Streptophyta, Magnoliopsida, Asterales, Asteraceae.
AUGGUUAUAAAGAAGCCAAGAAUAGUGAUAAUUGGGGCGGGAAUGGCAGGGUUGACAGCUGCAAACAAGCUCUACAAAUCGGGUGCAAAAAAGGGUGCAUUUGAGGUUUGUGUUGUUGAAGGCGGGAAUAGAAUUGGAGGAAGGAUUAACACAUCGGAGUUCGGUGGUGACAGAAUUGAGAUGGGAGCUACUUGGAUCCAUGGAAUCGGAGGCAGCCCAGUUCACAAGAUUGCUCAAGAAAUCGGUUCGUUGGAAUCCGAGAAACCAUGGGAGUGCAUGAAUGGAUUCCUUGAUGAUCCAAUCACCAUUGAUGAAAAUGGGUAUGUGUUAAAUCCAUCUCUUGUUGACCCGAUUUCAAAUCUUUUUUUCAGUUUAAUGGAUUUCGCUCAAGGGAAAAAGAAAUCGGUAGUACCAGAUGGAAUUGAAGAAAAUCUCGGUGGGAUUACAAGUGUUGGGUCUUUUCUUGAAAAAGGCCUGGAAUCUUACCAGAAGCUAAAAUCAAGAAACGAGGUUAAUGGGUGUGGGGAUUGGAAUAGGAAAUCAUUAGAAAAAGCGAUUUUCGCAAUGCAUGAAAACACCCAAAGAACUUUUACAGCUGCUAAUGAUUUACAUAAUCUUGAUUACAUAGCGGAAAGUGAGUAUGUUAUGUUCCCUGGUGAAGAAAUCACCAUCGCGAAAGGGUAUUCGAGCAUUAUUGAAUCAUUAGCAUCUGUUUUACCAUCUGGUGUGAUUCAAUUAGGCAAGAAAGUUCAUGAUAUCGAGUGGCAUUCCAAUUCCGACUCCGAUUCCGAUUCCGAUUCCGAUCCCGGGUCCGGUUCAAGACCGGUUAAGAUUCAUUUUCUUGAUGGUACGACCAUGUCAGCAGACCAUGUCAUCGUCACGGUUUCAUUAGGAGUUCUCAAAGCCGGAGUCACGGAUUCCGAUUCCAAAGGUUCGGGUACUUUCAAAUUCAAUCCCCCACUCCCAAAUUACAAGAUUGAAGCUAUUUCAAGACUCGGGUAUGGUGUCGUUAACAAGCUUUUCUUGAAACUAAGCCCAGAUGUUGAUCUUGAUCGGUUUCCCUUCAUACAAAUGGUGUUCCAUAAAUCUGAUGAUCAACUGAAGAACCCUAAAAUUCCAUGGUGGAUCAGAAAAACUUCGUCUUUGUCACCAAUUUAUGAGAAGUCGAGCGUGUUAUUAUCUUGGUUUGCAGGUGAUGAAGCACAUAAGCUUGAAGCGCUUCCAGAUGAAGUGAUUCUUGAUGAGGUCUCCACAACUAUUUCUAGCUUCUUGUCGUAUAAAAAAUGCAACGGAAAUGCAAUCAAAAGUUGCAAAUUUGAUAAAGUUUUGAAAAGUCGAUGGGGGAGUGAUCCGUUGUUUAUGGGAUCGUAUAGUUUUAUAGCCGUUGGAUCAAGUAGCAAAGACAUGGAUUUACUUGCGGAGCCAUUGUCAAAUGGUUGUUCACCACUUCAGAUUCUUUUUGCAGGGGAAGCAACACAUAGAACUCAUUAUUCCACAACUCAUGGUGCUUAUUUCAGUGGUCUUAGGGAAGCCAAUAGGCUUCUUGAACAUUAUAAUUGUAUUGAUGUAUGA